Molecule: messenger RNA, 1530 nt
Organism: Penicillium daleae
Lineage: Eukaryota; Fungi; Ascomycota; Eurotiomycetes; Eurotiales; Aspergillaceae
Exons: 5
Coding region: 1-1530 (509 amino acids)
Biological process (GO): transmembrane transport
Molecular function (GO): transmembrane transporter activity
Source: RefSeq, a predicted model, not a curated record
AUGAAAUGCCACUCCUAUGAUACCAUGGAAGAGACCAAGUUCUCGCUUCAAGAACAUCUACGAAACCACCAUCUUGAGAUAACACCAGACGGAAACUUUGUACGAUGGCUAAGAGAGAAUCCCAAACAUCCAAGGAACUGGUCUGUCCUACGCAAGACAUAUGAUACUGGAAUUAUCUGUGCAUUGGAUCUUUUUAUAACUGCUAGCAGUACGGCCGGAGCAGCGGCAGCAGCGCAAGCCAAACAUGAAUAUCAUCUGGAUCAUACCUUUGCAACCUUUUGCUUUGUGACACUAUUUCUUCUAGGCCAGUCUAUUGGCACCUUGCUGUUCCCACCUUGGUCUGAAUCUUUCGGCCGCAAAAAGAUGUAUCUUUUCAGUAGUGGUCUGAGCUGUGUCUGUUGUCUUGUCAUCGGAUUAUCACAGUCCCUUACUGGGGCUGUCGUUAUGCGAUCUCUGGCGGGAUUGCUAUCAGCAGUACCUAGCACCAUUGUGGGUGGGAGUAUCGAGGAUAUGUUCAACUCGCAGGCACGUAUUUGGGUUGUCUUCUUCUGGACAGUGGCUUCAAAUAUUGGGUUGAUUAUUGGACCAAUAAUGAGCAGUCACGUCAUCGAACUUCUCGACUGGAGAUGGGUCUUUUACACAUAUGCAAUCAUCAUUGGUGGCAUUACUUGCCUCCUUUGCCUUCUCCGAGAAUCUAGGUCAUCCUACAUACUGACUUGUGAAGUUGAUCGAAUGCGUCGCGAGAUCCCGGAAUUACCGCCUGCAAUGAACCAUGAUCACUCUCCAAACCUACAAACUUUCGUCAAGGAGGCUCUUUUCCGUCCAGCGCAGCUGUUUUUCCGAGAGCCCAUCAUAUUUACGAUCGCCAUGAUGAUUUCUGUUGCAAUGUCCCUCAUCUAUAUUUUCACCGAAGCUUUACAGCCGAUAUAUCAAUCCAUGGGGUUCUCUGCGUCACAAGCGUCUCUCAUGUUCAUGGCUAUCGGGCUCGGGACAUGUGUCAGCACAUUCACUCGAAUUCUGGAUUGCUACAUUUUCAACAAGCGCCGGAUGCAAGGCAAGCCUAUCAGGCCGGAAGACAAGCUCGUGGGGUUGGCACUUGGAGCUCCAUUCCUAGCUAUUGGUCUUUGGUGGUUUGGCUGGACCAUUCCGCCCAAGACACCAGGGCCGGAUACACAGUGGAUCGUGCCAACGCUCUCUCUUGUCCUGGUCGGGUAUGCUUUGACGGAAAUGGACACUGUGCUAUAUGGGUAUAUUUCAGACAGCUAUUUGAGCUACUCUGCAAGUGCUACCGCUGCCGUGGCCUUCCUGAGAGGCAUGCUGUCCGGGGCAUUCCCGCUAUUCACGAACCAAAUGUUCAAUGGCAUGGGAGCCAAUAUUGCGGUCUCUAUUCUGGCAGCCGUGGCGACUGUCUUUUGCAUCGUGCCUCCAUUAUUUUUGUGCUAUGGUGAGAGGAUCCGGCGACGAAGUCGAUUUGCAAGGUAUAGCUGGGAGAUUCAAGAGGAAAUGGGAAAGGACGAGUAUGACAUUUGA